This is a messenger RNA of Oryzias melastigma (Indian medaka), 3152 nucleotides long. Its product is annotated as regulator of G-protein signaling 9. The transcript is spliced from 20 exons. Bases 1016 to 2998 code for a protein of 660 amino acids. The record is from RefSeq and is a predicted model, not a curated record. Lineage: Eukaryota; Metazoa; Chordata; Actinopteri; Beloniformes; Adrianichthyidae. Gene Ontology annotation, biological process: intracellular signal transduction; regulation of G protein-coupled receptor signaling pathway; G protein-coupled receptor signaling pathway.
UAUGUGUGGCCAGUGCUAAACUUUUUUUUCUUAGCCACACAGACCCAAAGAAAGGGUUAGGAUUAGAUUAAUAUUUAGCCUUGGAUGCACUUAAAAUACAAAUUAUUUGAUGUAUUUCCAUCAGUUUUUGUUCUUAGCCACACAUAAAUAUAAGUUUAUAACUUUAAAAAGCCUUCUUUAUUUAAUUUUCUUAUUUUUGUACGUAACUCUUCAAACAAGAGCAGAUUUUAACGAAAAAUUACCCAUAACCUAAUAACCCCUAUGAAUAUUCUUCCUUUCAAACUUGUUUUAACAGAUAAAAAUAACAACAAAUCAAGAUUAAUGUAAAAUAAACAAGCUGUAAUGAAAGAAAGACGAAAUGUAGGAACUGGAUGUGUCCCCUUUGACUGUUACACAAGACGUGCUCAGAUAACUGAAGGAAAGCUUGAUUAUCUUAGCACUUUUUACUGGGCUAUAAACUGGAAAUUUGACUUUUUUUUUUUUUUUUUUUAGCUUUGACGACCCCAUUGAGUGAAUACAUUUGGUUUAGUGGAAAUACCACAAAUGUAAAUGUGUUUUAAGGAGGGAAAGUGUCAAAAACUUUAGAUACGUCACUGGGAAAUUCUCUAUAUCACCCGAAAGUUACUAAUUUCGAUGAAAUGACGACUUAAAUUGAAAAACGAAACUAGCAUAGCAUCGAAAAAUGGACUUAUUCGGUUAGCUUGAUUCUUGAAGUCGUUUUUAGUGGGCAAACAGGAACAAGUUCUAGCUUUUCGACACGACGGUUUAUCUUCUUUGCCGUGAAAAUGUGUCGAUUUAGUCAAAGCAAUGAUAUCUUAAAACAGGAACCGUGUGGCUUAACAGCGAAAGGGAGGAAAAGAGCCCUCAACCGGCAGUUGGGUGUGCCGACAGCAGAUGCGGAGUGUUUAUCAGCAUCACCAUCGAUUAUUGCGAUUCCCUUCAAGCAUCCCCACAUAACACCGGGCUCGCGGGAGACAGCGGUGUUACAUGUUUGAGGGAGCCGAACGUCAACAACAUGACCAUUAAAAAUGCUCUCCGGGACCAUGGACAGAGGUACCGACCACGGAUGGCGUGCCUCAAGAAGGCGGAGAAGAUGCUGCUGGAGAUGCAGGAUCCCUGCUCCGGAGUCAAGUCGCAGCCUCAGCGGCUGGUCAUAACGACCAUACCGCAUGCUAUCACAGGUGAAGACAUAAUUGCUUGGUUAGCAGACAGAUUCCAAAUUGACUCACAAGAGGCGAAGAAUUUGGGUUCUCUGCUGGUGGCAUUAGGAUACAUCUACCCUCUACAAGACCACAAACGCUUGCUGAUCAAACCAGAUGCAUCCCUGUAUCGCUUUCAGACUCCGUAUUUCUGGCCCACACAGCUGUGGCCUGUUGAGGAUACAGAUUAUGCAAUCUAUCUUGCAAAAAGAAACAUACGAAAGAAGGGAAUCCUGGAGCUGCACGAGCAGGAGCAGUACAACCGCCUUCACAAGUGGAUGAAUCAUAAAUGGGAUUUCAUAGUGAUGCAAGCCAAGGAGCAGUACAGAGCUGCAAAAGAGAGGAAGAAACCAGACCGAGUGGUGUUUGAUUGUCAGGAGAGAGCAUACUGGGUUGUUCACAGACCUCCGCCGGGGACGGUGAGCGCCAUGGACUAUGGGCUGGAGCGGCGAGCCGAUCCAAACGCAGAGGAGACGAAAACCCCCGACUAUUACGAGCGAAUUAUGAUCUUUACCCAACAGUCUAUCAUGAGGCCCAGAGUGAAGUCAUCCGUGUCCAUUGGCGCAUUGGUAAAGUACUGUGCCACGUAUACCGGUCACGACCCUUUCCUCUCCAAAUGUCUGCCAAGUAACCCCUGGCUCACCGAUGACAACACAUACUGGAACCUCAAUAUGCCCAAUGUGGAGAUACCUACAAAGAUGCGCGUGGAGCGGUGGACCUUCAGUUUUAGCGAGCUGCUCGCAGACCCUCGAGGACGAGAUGAUUUCAGACUCUUCCUAAAGAAGGAGUUUAGCGGUGAGAACUUGGCAUUCUGGGAAAGCUGUGAGGAUCUGAAAUGGGGAACGGCUGCAACAAUGAAGGAGAAGGCAGAGCACAUUUACAAGACGUUCCUGGCUCGCGGCGCUCCACGGUGGAUCAACAUUGAUGGGAAGACCAUGGAGAUCACAGUGAAGGGGCUGAAACACCCACACAGAUAUGUUCUGGAUGCAGCACAAACUCAUAUCUACAUGCUCAUGAAGAAGGACUCGUAUGGCCGCUACCUAAAAUCUCCGGUCUUUAAGGACACCGUGAAAAAAGCCAUUUGUCCUGACGAGCACAGGUUCAGCGUGUCCCAGUUGGAGCAGAAUGCCAGGAACAGACGGCCCAGCCUCAGCCCCAUCAUCAUUCGACAGCAGGAGCAGGAGCAGAAGGCCAAGAUGGCUGCCAAUGCCCCCGUUGACAUCACACAGCUGUGCCGCUUCACCACCCCUGUCCCCCACCUUGCUGUGUACUCUGGCAUCACCGACACCACCCUAGCCAACGCCUCUUCCCCUCUGCCCUUCCUGACCCGCUCCCCAGCCUGUCCGUCCCCCAUCAGCGUGGCGUUAGACAGCACCUCGGUUUCCGAGCGCCGCCCGGAGACCAGCGAAGGAGAAGGAGACAGGAACUCUGAGGCCCCGGCCCCUGCAGGGGGGAACGCGCCCAAGUCUCGAGUGGCCUCGUCUCUGCGCCGCCUGCUGAAGCGCGGCUGCAGCCCCUCAGCCAUGUUUGCGAGCUUGUCGCCUAAAUGUCACGCAGCUGCAGGGACGAGCAGCCGCAUUCAGCCCAUCAGCCCUGAUGAACCCAGUCAGGCCCCCUCCAGGAGGAUUGGCAAUUUUUUCCAGAUCAGGGUAGACAUUCCUCCGGAGUGCCGGAUCUACCCCAUCGAGUCAGAGGACGAGGAGGAGGACAACCGGCCUCCCUCUGGAAGACUGAUGCGGCCCGAGGAGAUCAUCUGCCCCUGGGAGAGCCUCACUCCCCAGAACGGAAAACAGAGCUAACAUGCUGAGUUUAUGCAGGUGGAACACGGCGGGGCGCCAGCGCCUCAACAUGUAACAUAGAGUACAUACCAAACAAUGAGCCACUCACAGCUCUCACUUUGGUGGCGAGAAACCACACAGUUGCUUGUUUACGUCUUGCACAUCUGUUGGAUGA